UGUUAUUUAUCAUCACAGAUGGAGCCAUCAUUGACCUUGUCGUCUCCCGCCAUCCUCCCUCAGCAUGUUUUUUAUUCAUUCAGACCUCCGCCGGCUUCUAUCUCGGCCUCAUGCACCUCUCUCCCUUCCCCUCCCAUAAACUCGCCCCCAUCUGUAACCAUGCGUCCAGCUUUUGUUACCGGCCUCGUUUCCAUAACAACUGCAUGCGACCUUUCAGUCAGUUGCCUCGCCAUUUUUAAUCAGAAGUAUAGGAGUGGUGGGGGGGGCACAGAUGUGAAGGUUGGUUAUAGCGGAGGCAACCUAUUGAAGGAGCUGCAGCCACUCGGUGGUCUCCCGUAACCACCAUCAUCAUCAUCACCACCACCAUCAUCAUCAUCCCGGGUGCCAGCUGAGGACAGUCGCGCCGGUAGGAGAGCGCAGAAGCGGACACCUGAGUUGGAGCACCGCAGCCAAAUGAUGGACUCCCCCUCAGACCUCUUCGACGACUCCGCUGGGCAGCUCCACCAGCUUGCCCCCCCACUACGCUCCUCAGACCUGCUCGGUGGUUUUCCAGGCGGAGGUCGGCCACCGCUGACCGCCUUCAGACCACCCAGCUUCCCAUUGAUCCAGCAGCACCUCAUCCAACCUCAUGGGGCUCCGAGAAGGACCGGGGGUCCUCACCAUGCACUAAACCCGCCACUGGCUUUACUCAGGGGGGAGGAGAGAAAACCGGAUGAAGACCAGGAUUUGGUGGCAAAUGAUGACCAGGUUAGAAAGCGACCCACCACUGAGUGGAGUCAAGAGCUGGCGAGGGUGAAGAGGAUGAAGCUCGAUGGUAGAACGGAGGAAGGGGAGGCGAGGCGAGGUGAAGGAGGCAGGGAGCUGAGGAAAAGAAGGAAGGAGGAGCUAAAGGAGCAGCUGGAGGAGGCGAGGGAGAGACUCCAGGCCCUGCAGGAGAAAGUGCUGAUGGCCUUUGGGGAAAAGAACAUGGAGGAGGAGGAGAGAAUGUUUGAUGAAGAGGAGGACGAUGGCGCAGGAGGGCUCACACUUCUCUCCACGUCUCCUUUUUCUAACUUCGACAGGCCGAGAGAAGAGAAGCAGAAAAACAAAGCAAAGGCGGAUACAGAAAGUGGCGGAGUGAUGGAGGGGGUGGGGCUGUGGCUGGACUGGGACGGAGACAUGGAAGACGAGGAUGACGACGGGGGGCAGAGGUUCGCCCAGGCGUUGAAGCUGCAGCUGGGCAGCGCGGUGGCGAGGGUCAUCGACCGCGUCCUGCGCCUUUACACCGAAACGUCCGAUUCCAGGCCUUCCUCCCCUCCGGCCGCCAUCUCCUUCCUCCCGUCGGGAGCGGCGGAGGGCGGGCCAGGGGACAAGGGGGUGUGGCUGGGACUCUUAGCCAGAGUGGAGGAUGAGGUCGGAGGUCAGGAGGAGAGGCCUGCGGGGAGGAAGGAUGACGAAAGGGAGAAACAGAGAACGAGAACCUUGCCUCCGCCGUGCAGCGAGCAGACAGACGUGGCGUUGCCGUUGGUCACUCAAAAGUCACCUGGCUUCCACAAGGCCCGCCCACUUCCUGGCCCACCUUUGUCCAACCAGGCAAACCUCUCCCUGCAUCACCCCUCCUUGCCUCGCCCCCCGCUUCUCUCCCAUCCUCUCUUGCACCCAGCGUCCCAAUCCAAGGAUCCUUCCUCGUCCUCCUCCUCCUUUCCCCCUCCCCCUCCCCCUCUUCCCCUCCCACUCAUCCAUUACUCCAUGCAGCAGCUCUUCUCCCGCUCCCUCCACCACCCACAGAUGCCCCAUCUUCCGGCGUCCCGCAAGGACUUCCUCAACUCUGACCCCUUCUUGGAGUUCCACUCGCAUCCCUCCUUCCCCCCGCUGCCCCUGCUGGGUCACCUGGGCCCCGCCCUCGUACGCGGCGGCAGGGAGCGGGAGCGGGGGGUCCGGGGAGGUGGAGGGAUGGACGGAGGAGAUCUUUACUUGGCUGCUGGAGGAACCCAGGAGGGCUUGUCUCCUUGCCACCUGAAGAAAGCCAAACUCAUGUUCUUCUACGCUCGCUAUCCCAGCUCCAACACACUCAAGACGUACUUCCCGGAUGUCAAGUUUAAUCGCUGCGUGACCUCCCAGAUGAUUAAAUGGUUCAGCAACUUCAGAGAGUUCUUCUACAUCCAGAUGGAGCGUUUCGCAAGGCAGGCUGUCCGAGAAGCCCUCGCACGGGAUGGGGCCCCCUGCCUGGGCAGAGAGAGCCAGCUGCGAGUGGGCCGCGACACAGAACUGUAUCGAAUACUGAACAUGCACUACAAUAAAAGUAACAUCUACCAGGUCCCAGAAAGGUUUAUCGAGGUCUCAGAAGUGGCCCUGAGGGAGUUCUACUCUGCCAUUUGGACCGGGAGAGACAGCGACCCCUGCUGGAAGAAAGGAAUAUACAAAAUCAUCUGUAAACUUGACAGUGGCGUGCCAGAUGCCUUCAGAUUACCUGGUUGUCCAGUUGGCUGAGCAGACCAUUGUUAAUACAACCUAUUAGCACACAUGCUGACUGGCGAUGAGACAGGUUGUUUACACAUGUGAUCAUGCACAUGCUUUACUCUUUUUAAUCUUCUUUAUUAACGUCUGGGAGACUCUCCAGUUUAGUGUGAACUCUUUUUAUCUUCAUUUUUGUAUUCUUUCGCAAAAUAUUUCAAAUGUAGAAAUGAUCCAAAAACACACACACACACACACACACACACACACACACACUAAAAAACACUGCAAAUUAAAAAUGCUGCAAACAGGGUUCCCCAAACUACGGCCUGCAGGCCGGAUACAGCCCACCAGCGUCCAAAAUCCAGCCCGCAGAAGUUAAAAAGAGUUUAAAAAAAAUAUAUACAUAUAUAAUAUAUAUAUAUAUACGUGUAUAUAUAUAUAUGUGUGUUUUUUUUAAUUAUUCUUUUUUAAAAAUCUGUCCUUUCUAAACGAUUUUCUACCGCUUGUUACUCUCGGUGUCUCCUAGCCGCUCAGGCAAAUCAUAAUGUCUAAAAAUACAUUUUUCCAUCGAAGACAUGACAUCAUCGCAUUUGCGGCGCAGCAAGUGUGCGCUUUUUCAGUAUCUCUCUCUCUCUCUCUCUCUCUCUCUCUCUCUCUCUCUCUCUCUCUCUCUCUCUCUCUCUCUAAAUUGGGAGGGUGGCCGCACCAGCAAUCUGAGGGUUACUAGUUCAAUCCCCACCUUCUACCAUCUUUGAGCAAAACACUUCACCCUUGCUCUUGAUGGGUCCUGGUUAGCGCCUUGCAUGGCAGCUCCCACCAUCAGUGUGUGAAUGGGUGAAUAUGGAAAUAGUGUCAAAGCGCUUUGAGUUUCUUAAAAAAGGUAGAAAAGCGCUAUACAAGUACAACCCAUUUACCAUAUAUACAUAUUAUAUAUAUAUAUACACACAUAUAGAUAUAGAUAUAUAUAUAUACACACACACACACACACACACAUAUAUAUUAUAUAUAUAUAUAUAUAUAUAUA
Molecule: messenger RNA, 3460 nt
Organism: Nerophis lumbriciformis (worm pipefish)
Lineage: Eukaryota; Metazoa; Chordata; Actinopteri; Syngnathiformes; Syngnathidae
Source: RefSeq, a predicted model, not a curated record